CACACUCGGCGCGAUUUCGGGGAGCGUGGCAGGGCAGCCUCCAUCGCGGGACGCGCGCAUCCGUGCGGCAAACUCCCACGCCAUCAAGCGGACACACGCUGUAAGCCUUGUCCGACGACAGCUGUGAGCAGCCCAACAAAUCGAACACCCCAACACCCACCCAACCAUGGGCAAGUACACGGCCAGCGACGGCAAGGAAUUUGAGACCAAACGAGAAUGGCGCAAGUACGAGUUCGAGCUCUCCUUCACCUUCAAGAACAAGAAGAAUGAGCAGCUGAGUAAAGAGGCCGGCAAGAUCGAGGGGCAGCCCUUCGACAUCGCGGAGUGCGAGGGCUGCGAGAUCGUGAUCACGGAUCAUUGUGAUCAGGUGCAGAUCGACCAGCUGAAGACGUGCCGCGUGUUUCUGGGAGCGUCGUCGGAGAGCGUGUUUGUUCGUGAUUGCUCCGAUUGCACGUUUUAUCUCGCGUGCAAGCAAUUAAGGACCAGGGACUGCCACAACUGUACCUUCUAUUUGUACGCGAAGACGGAGCCCAUCAUCGAGUUGAGUGAUGGGAUUUGUUUUGCGCCGUUCCUGGGAGGCUACCCGGAGCAAGCGCAACAUAUGAAAAGUGCCAACCUCGACCCGUCCUACAACCUGUGGUGGGGCGUGUUUGAUUUCAACGACGAGUUCAAGACCUUAAAUCAUUGGAAAUAUCUGGACGAGAGCGAGCGGAAGCCGUGGUUUCCCCGGGGCGGUACGGAUCAGAUCUGCGCGUGUCCGCCGCCCGGCGACGCCGCGGCCUUGCCUUCACAAACCGGCGGCAACUUCGGCAGUUCCGGAGGCAUGAUGAGCUUCGGGUUCAACACGUCGCUCGAACAGGCCGAGCAGGCCCACCUCGAGAUGGAGGCCACGACGGCGCCUCCACCAUUACCGCCCGGCGCGCCGGCGACGGCCGUCGCGCCGCCCGUGGCCGUGCCCGCGCCGGCGCCCGCGGCCGCCGCGCCGAAAAAACAGCAAUCCUUCAAGGCCCUCGACCGGGUCGACGCGAGGUUCCAGGGCGAUGUGACGUGGUAUCCCGGCACCAUCGCGACGGCGCUGCCGGGAGACAAAUACGACAUCGCCUAUGUCCGAGCCUGUGUAGAAAAUCAACCUCCACGCCAUCAUCGCGUCGACGGCGUGGGGGGUCUGAAAUUUGAUUUCCACACAGGACGACGGCGACCGCGAGUACGCCGUCCCUGCGGCGCUGAUCCGCAAGGCGACCGUCGCGCCCGUCGACAUCACCUCCCUCGCCGUCGGCGAGGCCGCGGCGGCACCCGCGCCGGCCGCGCCGGCGCCGGCGCCCGCGGCGAAGAAGCCGUCGAGCCUGCUGGCCGCGGCGCGAAACCUGGCCGCACCGCCGCCGCCGCCUUCUGGUUAACCCUUCACGGAGCACUAACAACAAGGUUACAAUAAUGA
Pelagomonas calceolata is the source of this 1435-nucleotide messenger RNA. NCBI's taxonomy places the organism in Eukaryota, Pelagophyceae, Pelagomonadales, Pelagomonadaceae. The record is from the annotation of a GenBank genome assembly.